Messenger RNA from Ictalurus furcatus (blue catfish), 3930 nucleotides. RefSeq names its product NACHT, LRR and PYD domains-containing protein 12-like. NCBI's taxonomy places the organism in Eukaryota, Metazoa, Chordata, Actinopteri, Siluriformes, Ictaluridae. The coding region runs from base 189 to 3386 and encodes 1065 amino acids. The transcript has 13 exons. Gene Ontology annotation, molecular function: protein binding. The record is from RefSeq and is a predicted model, not a curated record.
UAAAGUGAAAGCGUUUCUCUCUCAGACUCAGCUACAUUUUGUGGAGCAGUUGAAAAAAGGUAGAAAUGGUGAUAUUAAUGUCACACAACAAGAUUGUUGACUAAAGGAGUGUGCUCCAUUCCAGCAGAAGAGAUCAGACCCUUCAGGACACAACUGUGUGUUUGUGCAAACUUUACUAAUAUUCAAAGAUGGACCCUCCUGAUCUGAACACAGAUAAUGUUUCCCCACACUCAAAAACCAGUAAACUCCAGGGAAAGAGAUCAGAAUCACCAGCACCCAGCUGUAUCUCCAUGAAGAGUGAUAAGUCUAUGGAUCUUCCUCUGUUGUUUAAAGAUGGAGACUCCUCACCUCUACACAGUAAACUCCAGGGAGAGAGAUCAGAAUCACCAGCACCCAGCUGUAUCUCCAUGAAGAGUGCUUGGUCUAUGAAUAUCCCUGUGCAGUUUAAAGAUGAAGACUCCUCACUUCUACACAGUGUUCCACAGAGAGCAGGAGACAGAAUAGAAAAGAACAUCAUCACAGAUACAGGGCACGACCCAGAAUCUGCUGCUGUGAAUGAAUUCCAGAAAAAGUUCAAAUUAAACCUGAUGAAGAAGUUUGAGUGUUUGAAUGGAAUGAUAAUAAACCUGGGAAAUCAAACAGUCCUGAAUGAGAUCUACACAGAGCUCUACAUCACAGAGGGAGACAGUGGAGGAGUCAAUAAAGAACAUGAGGUGAGACAGAUCGAGGCAGCAUCCAGGAGAACAACAACAGAGGAAAAACCAAUCAAAUGCAAUGACAUCUUUAAGCCCUUAUCUGAAAAAGACAAACCCAUAAGAACUGUGCUGACAAAGGGAGUCGCUGGCAUCGGAAAAACAGUCUCUGUGCAGAAGUUCAUUCUGGACUGGGCUGAAGGGAAAGCAAAUCAGGACAUCCACCUCAUAUUUCCACUUCCUUUCAGAGAGCUGAAUCUGAUGAAGGACCAGAAACUGAGUCUGAUGGAGCUCCUUCAUGUCUGUUUUAAUGAAACAAAAGAAACAGAAAUGUCCAGUUUGGAAAAGGUUCUGUUCAUUUUUGACGGAUUGGACGAGUGUCGUUUUCCUCUAGAUUUCCAGAACACAGAGAGAGUGUGUGAUGUUACUGAAUCAGCAUCAGUGCAUGUGCUGCUGAUAAACCUGAUCAAAGGGAAUCUGCUUCCCUCUGCUCUCAUCUGGAUCACCUCUCGACCAGCAGCAGCUGAUCAAAUCCCCUCUGAGUGUGUCCAUCGAGUCACAGAGGUACGAGGGUUCAGUGACCCACAGAAGGAGGAGUACUUCAGGAAGAGAAUCAGUGAUCAGAGCCUGGCCAAUGACAUCAUCACACACCUGAAGUCAUUAAGAAGCCUCUACAUCAUGUGCCACAUCCCAGUCUUCUGCUGGAUUUCAGCCACUGUUCUAGAGAGAAUGUUGGGUGAAGCAGAGAGUGGAGAGAUCCCCAAGACUCUGACUCAAAUGUACACACACUUCCUCAUCAUUCAGACAAGUGUCAUAGGAGAAAAAUACUCAAAGAACACUCAGGAGAGUGAUGAAAUGCUUCUUAAACUGGGACAACUGGCUUUUCAGCAGCUGAUGAAAGGAAACCUGAUCUUCUAUGAGGAAGACCUGAGAGAGUGUGGCGUUGAUGUGAGAGAAGCAGCAGUGUACUCAGGUGUGUGUACGCAGAUCUUCAGAGAGGAGUUUGGGCUUCACCAGAGUAAAGUGUACUGCUUUGUUCAUCUGAGCAUUCAGGAGCACCUCGCAGCUCUGUAUGUGCACCUGACAUUCAUGAUGGAAAAGAGAGAUGUUCUUGAUCAUAAUCAGGUCUCUAAAUGGUGGAUGGAAAAAAUUACAAUCUCAGAUGUACACAAGAGUGCUGUAGAUCAGACUUUAGAAAGUCAGACGGGAUAUCUGGAUCUUUUCCUUCGCUUUCUUUUGGGUCUUUCACUGGAGUCCAAUCAGAAACUCUUAGAUGCCUUAGUAGCACAGACAGGAAGUAGCUCCCAGAGCAUAGAGAAAACAGUUCAGUACAUUAAGGAGAAGAUCAGUGGAUAUCUUCCUACAGAGAAAUCCAUCAAUCUGUUCCACUGUCUGAAUGAACUGGGUGAUAAUUCUCUAGUGGAGGAAAUCCAACACUACCUGAAAUCUGGAAAACAAAGUGAAUUCUCUUCUUCACAGUGGUCUGCUCUGGUGUUUAUGUUACUGACAUCAGCACAGGAGCUGGAAGAAUUUGACCUGAAUAAAUAUUUCAGUACAGAUAAGAUAACAGAAACUGUCCUUCUGAAGAUGAUGCCUGUGAUUUCAGCAUCCAGAAAAGCAAUUAUCAGGUGUGAUUCACUGGGAGUGAGAAGUUGGUCAACUCUGGUCUCAGAGCUCAGCUCAGAAACCACCAAUCUGAGAGAACUGCAUCUGACUGUGAAAACACUGGAUCUGUAUGGGAAUAAACUAGGAGACUCAGGAGUGAAGAGUCUCUGUGCUGUACUGGAGAAUCCUUACGGUAAAGUGGAGAAACUGGGGUUGCGGGGUUGUGGUGUCUCAGGUGAAGCCUGUGCUGCUCUGAUUUCGGCUCUGAGAUCAAACCCCUCACACUUGAGAGACCUGAAUCUGUCCUAUAAUAAACUAGGAGACUCAGUAGUGAAGAGUCUCUCUGCUGUACUGGAGAAUCCUCACUGUAAACUGGAGAUACUGAGGUUGCGUGGUUGUGGUGUCUCAAGUGAAGGCUGUGCUGCUCUGAUUUCAGCUCUGAGAUCAAACCCCUCACACCUGAGAGAACUGAAUCUGUCCUAUAAUAAACUAGGAGACUCAGGAGUGAAGAGUCUCUCUGCUAUGCUGGAGAAUCCUCACAGUAAACUGAAGAUACUGAGGUUGUAUGAUUGUGGUGUAUCAGAUGAAGGCUGUGCUGCUCUAAUUUCAGCUCUGAGAUCAAACCCCUCACACCUGAGAGACAUGGAUCUGUCCUAUAAUAAACUAGGAGACUCAGGAGUGAAGAGUCUCUCUGCUGUACUGGAGAAUCCUCUCUGUAAACUGGAGAUACUGAGAUUGCGUGUUUGUGGUGUAUCAGAUGAAGGCUGUGCUGCUCUUACUUCAGCUCUGAGAUCAAACCCCUCACACCUGAGAGAACUGCAUCUGUCCUGUAAUAAAAUAGGAGACUCAGGAGUGAAGAGUCUCUCUGCUGUACUGGAGAAUCCUCAUUGUAAACUGGAGAUACUGAGGUUGGGUAAUUGUGGUGUCUCAGAUGAAGGCUGUGCUGCUUUGACUUCAGCUCUGAAAUCAAACCCCUCACACUUGAGUGACCUGCAUCUGUACAAUAAUAAUGUAGGAGACUCAGUAAAGAAGCUGCUCUCUGCUCUUAAAUAUGAUGAACAUUACAAACUACAGAUACUGAAUGUGUGAUGAACAUUUGUGUGUGAUGAAGACCCUGGUGUUCCUGCAUUUCCAUGUUGGGGAAUAGAGAACUGUCAUAUCACAGCAAACCAGCAACUCCAUUUCCCAGGAUGCACCACUAACUACAAACAUGGCCGAAGAGGACUACACUUCCCACACAUAAUCACAUUCACCUUCUCUAGAAUUCUAAUCACACACACCUAUUGCCAAUAUCAUACUCACUCACUCCACGCUAUAUAAGAGACGGUUCAAACACUUAGUCUUUGCAAAGUAUUACGUGUGUCAUCCCUAUACCAAGCCAUUGAUCAUCAUGUUUUCUGUCCUAGUUUUGAUCUUGUUCUAGCCCUCAUUUUCGAUUCUUGUUUUGUCUCGUUUAUGUCCAUUUGCCAAUCGCUUGACCUUUUACCUGUUUAUGACCACGUCUAUGUUUCACGAUUUGGAUUUGUCUGCCUGUAUCUCACAUAAUAAAUCUCUUAUCUUCAUUUGCAUCCGUCCUCAACCUCAUUAUGUCACAAGAAAAUAUUUAUAGACAUGUCAGUCAUUUAGUUAUAAC